Rhincodon typus (whale shark) is the source of this 1284-nucleotide messenger RNA. RefSeq names its product UTP3 small subunit processome component (gene utp3). The transcript has 11 exons. Gene Ontology annotation, cellular component: small-subunit processome; nucleolus. Gene Ontology annotation, biological process: maturation of SSU-rRNA from tricistronic rRNA transcript (SSU-rRNA, 5.8S rRNA, LSU-rRNA). The record is from RefSeq and is a predicted model, not a curated record. The coding region runs from base 151 to 1080 and encodes 309 amino acids. Lineage: Eukaryota; Metazoa; Chordata; Chondrichthyes; Orectolobiformes; Rhincodontidae.
AUUCGCUAUGUAAGAUAGUAUCCGAGCAAAACUAAAUCGCUAUUCGAUGAAUUUGGCCCUUCCUGACACUCGCGCAAAGGGGGAACUGUUACAUUUCACCGUAGUUGUGUCCGGGACAUUAAAGGGUAGGACUAGUUGCUGUCGGAGACCAUGAGGAAUCGCCGCAGGUCCAGUAGGCAGAAGCCCAAGCAGCAGGUGGAUGAUGAUAGUGAUGACCCUAAAACAUACAGCGAUUUACCAAAUCCAGAUAUUAAUUCUUCAGAAUAUUUUAAUGAUGAUGUGGAUGAAUUUCAUCAGAAGAAGCUCCAGAAGCUGCUGGCUGAUGGAGUCAUUCUGGAUGAUGCAAAUGAAGACUCAGUGGAUGAGGAAGAGGUGAUGCCCUUGGAGAUACCUGACUCUGAGGAGGAUGAGGAAGAUGAGGAGGAUGAGGAUGAUGAAGAAAAUGUUGACUUGGAUAGUGACCUUGAGGGCAGAUCAGAAGCUGGUCUCCCCAAUGAGUUGGCCUGGGGCCAGAAGAAAGCUACAUAUUACAGCACAGACUAUGUCGACGAGCUUCUGCGUGGUAAGGGUCAGGAAGAGGCACUGGCAGAAGCUGAGGAGGAGGAACAAGAAGCUUUGAGUAUUCAAAAGCGUUUGGCAGAGAAUCUGACUGAGGAAGACUUUGGACUUGACCUUAUUCAGGCAUUUGCCCAGGAGCAGGCAACUGAGAAAGCAACUCAAAAGGAUCUGAAAAUCAAAAAGGAUUUGAAGAAAAUGUCACAUAAAGAGCAGAUCAGUCUGCUGAAGAAAGAGUCACCAGAACUUCUGGAGCUCAUUCAGGACUUCAAAACAAAGCUUGCUGAGUUGAGGGAUGAGUUGCACCCGCUGAUGGAGAUGGUGCGGAGUGGGAAGAUACCUGCAGGGAAGGGUGCCAGCUAUGUGCAGACCAAGUACCAUCUGUACCUGAAUUACUGCACAAACAUCAGUUUUUACCUAGUACUGAAGGCCAAGCGGAUCCCAGUGCACAGUCAUCCCGUGAUUGAGAGGCUGCUCACCUACAGAAAUGUGAGUAUACAGCUGUUUAACCGCCAGGGUCUUUAGUUUUCCUCUCUGUAUCCAUGGCUAUGGUCACAGGGAUAUCCUGGGUCUGUUUCAAUCUGUCGUUCAGAAUCUAGUUCCUACACACAUGAAUAAGAUUUAGUUCUGGAAUGCUUCUCUGAUUUGUUUUAUUUUCUUCAACCAACACCUUCCCUAGCCCAAGCAGCAUCUAACUUAUUCACUGGGCUGUAAAGCCCCUGGUUAGAU